Molecule: messenger RNA, 1318 nt
Organism: Pundamilia nyererei
Lineage: Eukaryota; Metazoa; Chordata; Actinopteri; Cichliformes; Cichlidae
Product: GTPase IMAP family member 4-like
Exons: 3
Coding region: 48-863 (271 amino acids)
Molecular function (GO): GTP binding
Source: RefSeq, a predicted model, not a curated record
AACUGUUCAACGACAUCAACGACACACUGCUUUUGCAAAGGACAAAGAUGGGCGGGUCCCAGAGGAGUAAACCAGAAGUGCCAGAGGAGCUCAGGAUCGUGCUCAUUGGAAAGACUGGAGCUGGGAAAACUUCAAUCAUGAACACAUUCCUGGGAAAAGCUGCUGUGACAAACAGCUUGUUUGCCUCAGAUGAAGCGCCGUGCACAACCGAGACGGCGCCGUUUGGAAACCAAAGACUGGUUUUAGCUGAUACUCUCGGCCUGUGCCACACCAGCAAAUCUAAGGAGGAGGUGCUGAGUAAGAUCAUUGCAUCCACCUUUCAGUUCAAUUCUAAGCAGGGGCCUCACGUGUUCCUGUACGUGCACAGCUGGGAGGACGAUUUUACGACACAGGAUGUGGAACGAGUGAAAGUCCUGAGGAGGAUCUUUGGUAAAGAGGUCAUGCGUUAUUUCUUCCUCCUGAUCACGCAUAUUGAUGGAGACUUGUCUGUUAAGCAGAGAAACCAGAUAAGGAAGUUUAUUAAGAAAGUGGGAUUUAAAACACAGAAAUACUGUGUUAUUAACAACAGAGGUAAUGAAAAAGAUAAAACAAAAGAACAAAAGCAGCUGGUGAAGGAAAUCAAUGAAAUGGUACAAAAUAACAAGCUAAGAAACUACACCAAGGAACUGUUCGAACAUGCACAGGAAGACUUAAGGAAGCAAAUCCAAAAGUCAAAAACUCAGAGGCAGAUGGGGGCUGGAGACCAACAUGUGGCCACUGUCGCUAAAGCCCUGUUGUCUCCUGUGCUGCCAGCGGACUUUGUUACCUUAGCCCUACAAGCAAAUGUCUGGCUGGCAACAAAGUUUGAAAACUGUCUCACUUAAUAACAAAAAGCAGGGAAGUAAGUCGAGACCUUAAGCCUUCAGACUGUAGCAACAAACCCAUUAAAAACGAUCCACAUUUAUUGUGCUGUAAUAAAACUGCAGCUGAGUUCUAUAAAAGAGUAAAAUAUUCAGCUAUUUUUACUGUACUUUAUUAAUCUGAUACCUUCAGCUUCUCUGCAGACCGCAAUCAAUAAUGCAACCAAUGCAUCACCAUGCUUUAGAGGAAGGACAUUUCCAUGCUUGCUCCAUCUGUGCCGACUCCACCUUUAUCAUUUUUCUGUAAACACUUAUGUAAUUUUUUUUAAAGUGAUCAUUGUGUUUGGUGAUGCCACAUUCUUCUCCUCGUGUGUUCUUUUAUCUUUCUGAUUCAGUAAAGUUAAAAUGCUAAUGUAUCAAUCAGUGUGUGAAAUUAAUCAGACAUUAACAGCAAAAUCAGCAAAUAAAAGAUGAUUCAA